[Torrubiella] hemipterigena is the source of this 1326-nucleotide messenger RNA. NCBI's taxonomy places the organism in Eukaryota, Fungi, Ascomycota, Sordariomycetes, Hypocreales, Clavicipitaceae. The record is from the annotation of a GenBank genome assembly.
AUGUCUGUCUACUCAGAAUCCUCCUCAAACUCUGCCCCCGGCGACGUCUCGCCCACGUCCUUCUCUGGCAAUGCCACUCCCUUGACUGCCCCUUCCGUGGCUGCCGACUUCACGUCGCAGCUUGAGGGCCAGCUUCCUCCCCCCAAGGGCGAUGAGUACAUCCUGGUGAUUGGCGGUCUCGGCUUCAUUGGCUCGCACACCACGCUCGAGCUCCUCAAGGAGGGCUACAACGUCAUCAUUGUCGACAACCUCAGCAACGCCUUUGAGUCGGUCUACAGCAAGAUCCAGACCGCCGCUGCCGCCUACUACAAGGGCUCCAGCUUCCGCCAGCCCUCGCUCUACCUCCACACAUUUGACUACCAGAGCAAGUCGAUGCGCUGCCUGCUCGAGAUGUACUCUGCCCCCGUCCCCGUCGCCUCUACCGACUCCAACAACAACUCUGCACACGCCACCUUCACCCGCAAGUCGCAAAUCUCGGGCGUCAUCCACUUUGCCGCCUACAAGUCGGUUCCCCAGUCCAUUGCUCGCCCUAUCCAGUACUACCAGAACAACGUCUGCGGUCUUGUUGACCUGAUGGAGCUCCUCGGCGAAUACAACAUCCGCCGCUUCGUCUUCUCUUCCUCCGCUACCGUCUACGGCUCCAAGGCCGAUGCUGGCAAGCUUCUCCGCGAGGAGGACCUUGUCCACCACGCCGAGGUCUACACUGAUGAGCAGGGCAACGCUGUCCACGCCGAGCCCGUUGUCAGCGGUCUUGGCUGCCCCUACGCUCGCACCAAGUACUUUUGCGAGGCCAUCUUGGCUGAUAUUGCCGUUGCUGACCCCGAGUGGCGCAUUGUUUGCCUGCGCUACUUCAACCCCAUUGGCUGCGAUUCCUCUGGCCAGCUCGGUGAGGACCCCAAGGGCAUCCCUACCAACCUGUUCCCCGUCAUCACACAGGUCAUGACUGGCCGCCGCAAGGAGCUCAGCGUCUUUGGCAGCGACUGGGACACCCGAGAUGGUACCCCCAUCCGUGACUACGUCCACGUCUCGGAUGUUGCCCGUGGCCACACUGCCGCCCUCAACUGCAAGAACCUUUCUCCCUUCCGCACAUACAACCUUGGUUCUGGCACUGGCACCACCGUCAUUGAGGCCGUCAAGGCCCUCGAGGCUGCUUCCAACAAGUCCAUCCCCAUGGCUCUUGUAGGCCGCCGCGAAGGCGAUGUUGGCUUCUGCGUUGCCUCCAAGUCUCGCGCUGCCGACGAGCUUGGCUGGACCGCCAAGGAGAGCAUCAACACCUGCGCCGAGGAUCUCUGGCGCUACGUCUCCAAGCACACCGAAACCGCAUAA